AUGCCUUAUUUUUACUACCCUCCCAACGUCAAGGUCAUGGCGGUUUGUAUGACUUUAGAAGGUAAAACUAGAGAUAAUAUCCGCCAGGCACUGGGCUUUCAGAUAUCCAAACAGUCUUUCAACCGCUGGCGAGAACAUUACGAGCAAACUCGUCGUGUGAUCCGAAACCCUGAAGAAUACGAGCGCCUUGGACGUCCAAGAACCUUAACAUCCGAGGAUUGCACCUUUAUGCUCCAGUUGGUGCGCAACGAACCGGGUCUUUUUUUGGAUGAAAUUCGCGAGAAGGUUUAUGAUGCAACCGGAACGCUACUCAGUGUGGAGGCGGUUCAUGAGAAUCUCGUCAAUAACUUGUUGAUUACCUUGAAGAAGGCCGAAACGUUGAACUCUCGAAAGUGCUUGCUGAAGAAGUAUCGCUAUGUUGCACGGAUGUCAUUCUAUCCGGCAAACUAUCUGGUGUUUACAGAUGAAAGUGCCAUUUGUGAUCGUGCAUUGCUCCGCACUCAUUCGCGAUCGCCUUGUGGAACUCCUGCGGCUCGAUACAUCAUCCGACAGAAUCCGGAACGAUUCAGCAUCCUUCCAGCCAUCUCGAUAAACGGUAUAAUUGCCUUGAAGGUUCGCGAUGAUACUUACACUGGGAUUAAAUUUGAACAUUUUCUUAAAUGGACGUUGCUCCCACGCAUGAACAAGUACCCCUCUCCCAAUUCAGUUCUCGUUUGCGAUAACGCUCGUAUCCACCGUGGUCGUUACAUCGAGGCGAUAUGUGACAAAUUUGGUGUGCGGGUGAUCUAUCUACCGCCGUAUUGCCUGGAGCUCAAUCCUAUCGAGCUCUGUUUUGCGAAUGUGAAGAGUCAUCUUCGAAGGACACAGGCGCUAUCGGUGACCGACCAGCCGGAAGCGCUAAUACACCGCGCAUGUGUGAAAGUAAUGACGGCAAGUCUCUGCCAUAAAUUGUAUCGCCAUUGUGGCUAUGUUGUACCAUCCCUUGAACAUCCAUCUCGGCCCCGGCGUUUUCAAUGA
Molecule: messenger RNA, 1017 nt
Organism: Puccinia graminis f. sp. tritici CRL 75-36-700-3
Lineage: Eukaryota; Fungi; Basidiomycota; Pucciniomycetes; Pucciniales; Pucciniaceae
Exons: 3
Coding region: 1-1017 (338 amino acids)
Molecular function (GO): nucleic acid binding
Source: RefSeq, a predicted model, not a curated record